GCGACAGAGACGGAUGCUCGGGGCCGCGAGCCGCGGCGAGAGGGCGCGACGAGUAUUUCUGUUUACCGGCGCGCCGCAGAGGCCGGCCAGCAGCGGUGGGGCAGUGCGCGCCGGCCCACCGACUCUGCGGUUGCAGCCACCGCGUGGCGACGGCCACCACUCGCAGCAGACUUGGCGAUUGCCUUCCGAUGGAAGUCUCGGCAGCAGCUGUUCCAGCUGCUAACAGCGACAGAGCACAAGCAAAGGAUAGCACCGUGAGUGGGCUGAAGGCUCGUGUGGAGCCAGAGCACCUAAACGGCCACUGGCAAACGCAGCACUGCAAGGAAGAUGAGGCCCAUAUCAAAGGGAAGGUGUUGGCCAACGGUACCCUGCUGGAGAAUGGCUCCGUAAGUCACGACCGAGUGUUGGACGCGCACGAGGAGCCUGUGAUCUCUCCAUCUGAGAGGCCGGAGGCUAGUAGGAAUAUCAGUGUGGUAAAUGGGAGUGAUGUGGACGACGGAGGAUGGGACAGAUCCGACGAACAAGUGCGGGAAGCAUCCCCAGGAGAGGAGGAAGAGGUGGACCCGGCUAGCGGAGAGCUGCUGACGGAGGAGCGGCUGGCGGAGACGGAGCGCCUGCUGCGGCGGCACUCUGGGUGCUCGGGCCCGUGGCGGCUGUCUCGCUCGCCGCUGGGCGGCCGCGGCCUGGUGGCGACCCGGGCGCUGUCUGCCGGGGAGCUGGUGCUCAGGGACCCGCCGCUCGUGCUGGCGCCGCGCGCCGCCUCCGCACCACUCUGCCUGCGCUGCCACCGCCGCGCCGCCCCCGACCGCCUCCGGCAGUGCGCCCGCUGCCACAUGCCCGUCUGCUGCGACGCUGCAGGCGACGGCCAGGAGGACCACCACGCCGGGGAGUGCGCGCUGCUGGCGGAGUGGGGGCUGCGUCCGCCGGCAGAGGGCGGCUGGCCGCGGCCGGUGGUUCGCGCCUGCGCCGCCGUGCGCUGCCUGGCGCUGCCCGCCUCCGACCAGAGGCUUCUGGCCGCGCUGCAGGCGCACCAACACCCGCGCUACCGCCAUGAGAUGGAGCUGCUGUCGCGGCUGUGUGGGGGGCGGGUCCCCCCGGAGCGCCUGCGAGCGGCGGGGCGCGCGGCGCGCGUGCUGGACACGAACGCGUUCGAGACACCGCUGGACGGUAGCCGGCGGCCGGAGGCGCUGUCGGGGCGGCUGCGCGGCCUCUACCCGCUGGCCGCCAUGAUGAACCACGCGUGCUCGCCCAACACCACGCACGGCUACGACGCGCAGCACGCCAUGGUGGUGCGCGCCGCCGUCGACGUGGCCCGCGGCCAGGAGCUCACCACGUCGUACGCGCCGCUGAUGUGGGGCACGGCCGCGCGGCGCGCCCACCUGCUUGACACCAAGGGCUUCCUCUGCCGCUGCGACCGCUGCCGCGACCCCCAGGAGUUCGGGUCGCUGCUUUCGGCGCUGCGGUGCGGGCGCGGCGGCUGCCCCGGCGCCAUAGUGAGCGAGGGCCCCCUGGACACGGCGUCUCCGUGGCGCUGCAGCGGCUGUGGCCAGCAGCUGAACGCCACCAAAGUGCGGGCGGUACAGGCCGCGCUGGGCUCCAUGCUGGCCAAGGUGGACACCGGCAGGCCGGAGGCCGUGGCCGCCUACCUGCGCAGCCCGCGCGUCUGCUCGGCGCUCCACCCCUCCAACCAGGUCGCCGUCGAGCUCAAGAGCUGCCUCGUCUGGCUCUACGGCCACACCGACGGGCACAGCUGGCAAGGUCUCUACGUAAACAGUGCAGUUACACGGCUGGUGGGGAGGCAGGUUGAGCGCGGUGUGGAGCUGGCAGAGGGGCAGUCGGACAAUGGCGAUGGUGCGCGCCUCGAGCCCCGUCCCGGCAGCCGGCCAGCUGGGGACAGUCCGUCACGACGCGUCACCGCGCUCGGCGCCGCCGCCGCCUGGUCUCGAAAUAAGCGGCACACAGAUUACUGUAGCUGUGGAGAGGCUGUAGGUGCGCCUACUUGUAAAUCGCUGGCUUUGUGUAACUUGGUGAUGUGUGUUGUUGCAGAAUUGAGCGAUGAUGACCUGGAGCUGAAGGAGUUGCUGUGCCGGGAGCUGCUGCAGCUGCUGGCGCUCACCAGGGUGGGCCGCUGCCGCCUCAGGGGUCUCUUCUUGUACGAGCUGCACUGCACCUUAUCUGAAAAAAUGCGUCGAAGUCCAUCACAUUCCAUCAAGACUGGGGAAUUGGAAGUGCUGGAGUGCCUGGAAGAGGCGGCGGACAUCUUCCGGCUGGAAGCGAUGGCGCCACCGGACCUGGCUUCGCGGCUGGAGGCCUGGAGGGAAGCCGCCGACCACCGCUGAGCGGCGCUGCAGUCUGCGAACAAGCCGGAUACAGCACUGGUGGCGCUCUCGAGUGCGUCUGGAAGUGGCUAUGAGAUUUGGCAAAACUUUAUUAUGUUACAAUGUUUACGUGUUAUACCUCAUUAAUUAUUUGUGAAGAAAAUACAAAAAUUGUUUCUUGAGCA
Molecule: messenger RNA, 2503 nt
Organism: Schistocerca americana (American grasshopper)
Lineage: Eukaryota; Metazoa; Arthropoda; Insecta; Orthoptera; Acrididae
Product: SET domain-containing protein SmydA-8-like
Exons: 9
Coding region: 189-2339 (716 amino acids)
Molecular function (GO): protein binding
Source: RefSeq, a predicted model, not a curated record